This is a messenger RNA of Cladocopium goreaui, 1326 nucleotides long. The record is from the annotation of a GenBank genome assembly. NCBI's taxonomy places the organism in Eukaryota, Dinophyceae, Suessiales, Symbiodiniaceae.
AUGGAGUCAAUGGAAGCUGUUGUGAGCAGUGCCAGUUCCUGGAGCACGGAAAGUGCUGCCAGUGAAGCUCUCGACAAGCCCAAAGUCAGCACCGUGGAAGCCUUUGUGAAUUUGGUCACAGUGAUCAUCGGGGCGGGGGUCCUGGCGUUGCCCCAGCUGCCCCAGCGCAGUGGAUUCGUUCUCGCCGCCCUGCUGCUGGUCAUUGGCGGCCUGGCCGUGCAGGAGUCUUCCAUCCAGCUCUGGAAGGCCUUGAUGGCAGCCAAUGAACCUUUGGAUGAUGAGAAACCCAGGAAAGUCACGACUUAUGAAGCCUUGGCCGAAACUGCUCUUGGACUCUGGGGAAGGAUUUUCACAGCAGCGGUGGUGAAUAUCUUUUUGUUAGGUGUUUGCUCUGCCUAUGCUGCUCUCAUUGGAAUGCAGCUGUACAAUCUAACUGGGAUCUUUGAUCAGCGGAUCUGGCUCCUGAUUGCAUCUCCCAUCUUUGUGAUGCUCGCUUUGUUGCCCAACCUGUCGGUCCUGUCGAAGUUUGUCCCCUUGGGCAUGCUGGCAGCUUGCUUGACGGCUGUCAUGGUCGUGUGGAGGGCCUUGGAAGAUGCAGGCACCUGGCGCUCCUGGGAUCAGGACGUCCACCAUCUUUGGCCGUCGAGCUUCGCACCGUUGGGUUCUGCUCUAGCGACAUGUGUGGGAGCGUUUACACUCAUUCCAAUGGUACCUCCCAUCGUCCGCGAUAUGUCGAAGCCACAGAACUUCUCCUGGGCAUUGAAUGCAGCACUUCUCACCUGUGGGGUUCUGUAUCUGGGAGUUAUGCUUUGUGGUUACUACGGCUAUGGUAGCUUUAUUUCAGAAGACAUCGUCGAAUCGAUGAGCCGUAGUCCAAGUUCAUGGGAGGAAGCCAUGUCUCAGCCCAUUGCUGAUUGGACGGGAGUGCAAAGACUAUGGAUCAGGGUCUUCAUGUCCAUCUUGAUUUUGGUGAACAUCACUCUCAGCAUGCCGCUUUUGGCCAUGGCCGUAUUCUAUUCCAUAGAAAGCUUUGAAUCGAACUAUGUUGUGCCUGGUUCCUGGAGCAACUGGAUGAUGAGGAUUAGCAUUAUCACAGGUAUCGUCGCCAUGGCAUGGGCUGUACCGCGUUUCACCGUGGUCUUUGGUUUCUUCAGCUCCUUGGCAGCUCCAUGCGUCUCCUUGAUCCUUCCUUUGGUCAUUGCAGGUUGUGUUUUGGGGAAGGCCAAAUGCUGGAGACGAACUUACCAUGGAGUUCUUGUCCUGCUUGCUGUCUCCAGUAUGUUUUCUGGCAUGUACACCUCUGUCAUGGAUGUUGCAAGCAGUUGA